Molecule: messenger RNA, 1659 nt
Organism: Pseudomassariella vexata
Lineage: Eukaryota; Fungi; Ascomycota; Sordariomycetes; Amphisphaeriales; Pseudomassariaceae
Exons: 2
Coding region: 1-1659 (552 amino acids)
Biological process (GO): regulation of translational initiation
Cellular component (GO): cytoplasm
Source: RefSeq, a predicted model, not a curated record
AUGGCAUCCCAACAAGACCUUCAAGAGCUCCUCCGGCUUUUAACGCUGGGCAAAUUGCCGAUAAAAGACGCCAUGCAACGAGUCAGAGCCCUGCAAGAACAAAACCUGCGAAGCAUCCAGCAGAUAGCCGAAGCGCCCCUCUCCGCGAUCGAAAGUGCCAUCAAAGACCCCAAAGCCGCGAAGUCCCUUAGCAAUGCCUGCAAAGCCCGAUUGAAAAACCCUAACCGAUCCUCGGGCAGCAAGCGCGCCGGCGUCGAGUUGUUACAGGCCGCGAAGCGAUCCAAGAUCUCGGCCGACGAUACUGGGUAUCUCGAUGGACCGGCGCCGAUCCCGUCCGCCGGGUUCGAGGCCUCACUGGCUCUGCCUGUGGAGACGGACGAGGAAACGAUAGCUGGGACGGUACUGGUGACGAACCGCGCCCCGCUUGUGCUGGCGUUCGCGGUGGAAUUGUUGAGAUACACAAUGCCCGAACAGCCGCCGUCGAGCAGAUUGAGUCUGGCACAGGCGGUGGUGAGUGCGAAUUCGAGGAGCAAGGCGGUCGCAAUUGGACUGAAGACGGGAGCAAGUGCGGAUGAGGAGGGCUGGGGCCAUGGGCAACCCAGGGUGAGAAUAAUGGGGAGGGAGGUGACCGUGUUGAAGAGGAGUGGGUACGAGUGGAAGGGAGAGGAGACUGUUGGCUCCGCGGAUAUCAAAGAGGAGAACGCCGCAACGAGUGCUGCCUCAAGCGCUACAGUCACCGCUGAUCCAAGUCCAGCCAACGAGAAAAACAUCAUAGCGAACGAUACAUUGAGAACUUGGUCCGCAAGCUCGCCAGUCACGCUUAUGAAGUCGACCUUCAUCGUUCGCGCGACAAAGAUUACGGAAUCAUCACAGCGACAACCGAGUCUACAAGCUCUGUAUAACGCCAUCCCCUCUCUACAGACGGCCUCGCACAACGCAUGGGCCUACCGUGUCAAGAAACCCGACAUGUUCGGCUCCCACACCAUCAAAGAAGAGUCCUUCGACGACGGCGAGUCGGGUUGCGGGGAAUUCAUGCUCAAAAUCAUGCGGGAGAUUAACGCCAUCGACACCCUCGUUGUCAUGACGCGCUGGUACGGCGGUAUUAUGCUUGGCCCGGACCGAUGGCGCAUUAUGCGCAACUGCCUCAAGGAAGCCCUGGCCGAACGGCUGCGUGUCACGGGCGAGCAGGCCAGCUUAGGUGGAGAAGCGGUUUGGGGAUUAGACCUUGAGGCCAUGAAGAAUAAGUCUGCUGCCGCUGCUGCGGGUUCCGCGACGAGGUCUUACGAGGCGGGUGUGGUAGGUAUGCCAAUUCACCGACCCGAGGCGGCACGGGCAUAUCUGUUAAAGAGCUUUGCACAACGUGUUGAAAUCUCCUCGGGUGCUAAAGAAGCUGAAGGGGAAAAGCCGACGACGCCGAAGAAGAAGACUGCCAAGGCUUUGAAUGAGGAAAAGGAAGAGAACCUGGGGAGGCUGCUCGGUGCGAUUCGAAUAUUGUAUGACAGCUGGGCGGACCAUCUCAGUCUGGUGGAGCUGGACCGCCGGGCGUGGAGUUGGUACAUUUCUACGCGGCCCGAGGUCGAAGAUGGGCCAGCCGGUUGGGGCGCGAAGGGGAACUUAAAGCUGGCUAGCAUACUAGCUUUAGUACGGAAGAGCGCUUGA